Molecule: messenger RNA, 2883 nt
Organism: Suillus fuscotomentosus
Lineage: Eukaryota; Fungi; Basidiomycota; Agaricomycetes; Boletales; Suillaceae
Exons: 14
Coding region: 1-2883 (960 amino acids)
Source: RefSeq, a predicted model, not a curated record
AUGAAUACUUGCAAUACCAGACGACCUCCAAAGCGCAAGCCUGAGUUUUAUGUCCACCAUGAACAGCCUGUGAUUUCCCGCCAAAUAGCCCUCACCGCUGACCAACAACACGUCCUAUUUGGCUCAACCAAAGUGCAUGUGGAGAGGGACCAUGACCCACAGCAACCCGCUGGUCCCGAAAACUUGAUGAGUGUGUCUUUCGAUGGCUAUGAUGAUGUGCCAUUAGGUUUUAGUGAUGGUGGUGAGGGUUUGGAGGGUGUAGAUGUCAUAACAACCUCUGCCACACACUAUGAAAACUCGAAACAUCUUGAUCUGCCACUGCAUCGAAUUGAGAGAUGGCGCGAGGACUGUUUUCAGCAAACAUCAUUGAAAGAAAUUGGAUUAAAUUUGCAGCUAGGUCAUAUGAAGCAUGAGCACUGUGCCCGUCAUGUCCCUGGCCGCAAGGAUUUCACCAUAAUCCACAUCAAUGGCAUUCACACUGUCUCCGUUGACUUCUGCGGAUGCCAAGGAGGUCUCAUGGCUGAUCAUUGGGCUCAACUGCUACGAGCAUAUUGGUUUCCUGCCACACCACUGGACCCACAGACAUGUGCUACAUUUGAGGUACUUCGCAUCUUUCACACAUUGAAUCUGCAAGGCCAUACAUCCAGAUACGACUUUUACAAGGCAUUGGAUUUUAUGACGGAUCCUACCAGUCUAAUUAAGGUCCAGGUCAGUAUUUAUGCAUUUUCAGUGCUAAAUUAUGUUCUGACUUCUAUCGACUUGUUAGGGAUGCCUACCCGCCUUCAUGAUCAUGGAACUCAGGAGGGAGAGCUUGCUGUGCAAUGCAGAGUUUGCCCUGCUGCUGGGAUCAAUAUUCCAGAGCACUUAGAGAACAUUCCUCCAUCUUCUAGAUUUCUUUACAAUCUCUUUCUAUACAUGGAUGCUAACUUUCGACUUCGAAAUCGCAUGCGCUCAAGCAAAGAGAAGGAUCCUGCCUUAGCUCCUGGGUGGAGCUACUUCAAUGCCAGCGGGCCCUACCACGAACACCUCAAGAAGUAUGUGGAUCAAGAAGAAAUCAGCACCUGUGCUGGUUUCGCAGCCUUGUUUCUUGCCAACUUAAAGUGUCGAAAGGGUGUUCGUGUCGCUGGGGUAGGCGGAGUGGUAUGUCGUCAUGAAUUAUGGAGGCCAAAUGGACUUGGAGACCUCCAGAAAGGCGAAAGAUAUUGUAACAUGGACUAUGUAUUCUUGUCUAGCAUCACCGGUGCUGGUACACUUCCCAUCGUGCUAUCUUACGAUGUUAUGUGCCAGUGGAAGAAAAUUUUUUGGAGCCGUAUAGAGGCCCUUCCAGACCACCUCCGCAGCAACUUGCAGAAGGAGAACCUCACGGGUGUCAUCCCUAAAUUUCACAUCAUCGUACAUGAACAAAUCUGCCAAUUGUUAUACUCAUUACACUACAUGCGAGGAGUGGGACGGACUGAUGGAGAAGGGAUCGAGCAUACCUUGGAUGACUUCUGUGGGUUUUCAAACUACAAGAAGGUGCUCUCUUUCGAGUUUAUACCUGAAGCUGUCGUUCAGCAGCAAAUGUUUCAGGAAUUUCAAGAAGGCUUGCGUCAAGAAAGGCCCAAGCAGCUUUACCAGUGGGAAAAAAUGCUAGUGGAUUGGGAAGAAGACCACUGCAAGCCUUGCCCAUAUGAAGAUCAUCAUAAUGCCAUGACACUUUCAGAUGUUCGCUUGCAGCUAGCACAGGAAGACGAGGCGUGUGGAAUAGCUGGUGUUUCUGGUGGAGAGGAGACAACUACCUUGUCAUUCCUGAUGCUGGGCUUGGAUAUCGAACAUUUGCAGCAAGAUCUUUACAUUGAUAUCAAAGAAAAACAAAAAAUUUCUACCUUACAGGCUGCUGCCUUCUCAGAGCGCCAUGCAGGCCUCCAUCGGAAGAUCCAAAACUUUCGUCAACUGCAGGAUGUGUACAUGCCAUCCUUAUGGCAUCGUCUUGAAGAUCCAGCAGUUUUAAAUGUUUCUGCAGAUGUUCUACCCAAGUCACUCACUCUCUUCAUGCCCUCCGAUGUCAACAGUUCCAUUCGUCACCAAGUUUGUGUCAAUGACCUCGUUGAUAUUGAGAUCCACAUACACCGUGCUGAUACUUCUGAUGCUUUGGAUAGGCAUCUUCGCACUCGCACUUUUCUCAACCGCUGGAAGGUGAAUAAUGUUACAGGCCAAUGGCCUAAUACCAGAGCAAGAGGCCUCCAGCAUGCCAAUGACCUCCGAGUGCAUUCUUCCAAAACACGGUAUUGUAGAUCGCAUCAGUGCCUGUUGGCAUUACUUGGCUCUGGUGAUUGGGAGAAGGCCCUCCAGCCUCUUGAGGACAGUGAUGUGAGAGGGUUAGGAGAAAAGGCUGUGCUUGCCUGUGUGGAGCAGCUGAAUAGGGUGGAGGCAGUGUGCGGUGCCCUUGCGCAGCUCAGAGAAGGGUGUCGUGUCCUAUCCUGGAUUUUGUACUCUGUCAGUAUGGCUGAAGAUGGUGACUUCGGAAUGCAUGAAGCUCUUCAUGUAGAGUGGGCCAAGGCAAAAGCGCAAAGACAGCGGGCGGCAUGCUGGAGUGAAGAGCUCAUGCUUAUCAAGGAGGAGAUGCGAUGGGUCAUCAAAUACUGUCAAUGGUGGGCUAGAUGGUGGGCUGAGAGGGCUACCGUCAGGGGAGGGGAGGUUGAUGACCAGCUUCUUGAAGGACUCCAGUCCUAUGCUGCAGAGCAAGCCUCUGUCGAGCAGUAUCGUGCUGUGCAGUUGGAGGCAAAAUGGGCGCCAGUAUCUGCAACUCACACUGCGUCCACGGGGUUAUCUUCUAUUGAGGUUGAAAUUAACGACGACUACGACAUGGAGUUUGGAGAUGACGAUAACGAUAAUGAUGAAUGA